Molecule: messenger RNA, 405 nt
Organism: Emiliania huxleyi CCMP1516
Lineage: Eukaryota; Haptophyta; Isochrysidales; Noelaerhabdaceae
Exons: 2
Source: RefSeq, a predicted model, not a curated record
GUUGCCAUCGCCUACGCCCUUGGAGGCGGGAGCGGAGGUCUGCGGGGGCGGCGCGCGCUUCUGUUCAAGCUCCGCGCAAACUCGUUUAUUGACCGCGGCGCAGACCUGAGCUACUGCUCGUGCUUUGCGGCCGAGGCGGAGGCGCAUCUCUCCCCAUAUAUCACCCUAUAUCUCUUUAGCUUUGCGGCCGAGGCGGAGGCGCGCGCGUGCGUGCCACGGACGCCCCUUGUGCACACGCGGCACAAGGCAGCACACACGCAGCACGCACAGCACGGGCAGGAAGGCGCAGCGUCGGUAUGCUACCCGCCGCUCACUUUCCUCGCUCCGUCCGGGCGGCGGGAGGCGUUCGAGCACGGCGGCGUCACCUUCGAAGUCGUCGAGGUGCUGCCCUCCUUCUCGUCGUGA